This is a messenger RNA of Tuber melanosporum (Perigord truffle), 3018 nucleotides long. RefSeq lists its product as uncharacterized. Lineage: Eukaryota; Fungi; Ascomycota; Pezizomycetes; Pezizales; Tuberaceae. The record is from RefSeq and is a predicted model, not a curated record. The transcript has a single exon. Gene Ontology annotation, cellular component: U2-type post-mRNA release spliceosomal complex. Gene Ontology annotation, molecular function: nucleic acid binding. The coding region runs from base 76 to 3018 and encodes 980 amino acids. Gene Ontology annotation, biological process: spliceosomal complex disassembly.
CAUCCAUCACGAUCAAUAAACUUGCGGGGCACCCCUCUUCAUCCUGGUUUGCAAUCACGAGCAAAGAUUGUCGUUAUGGGUAAAAGGAAAGUGGAGAAAUGGGAGUGCUCCUCAGAUUCCGACUCGAGCGAAGACGAAAUCGAAUUUCCAGAUCCGACCGAUGACCACGAACGCUUUUCUUCCGGGCAUCAACGAAAGCGACGAUGGGCUGGCGGGGACACAAAAGAGAGGGCUGCCUUAGGCAUUUUUGGGAGUGAUGGCGAAGAUGAAGGUGCACGAGGCGGUAAGGGAUGGAGUAGUAAAGGGUUGAGGAAUAAGGGGAUGGGGUUCGUUAAGUCUAGCGAGAUUGUUGGUGGAGAGGAUGAUGAGGACAGCGAGGGCGACGAGGACGAUGAGGACGAAUACACCGGAGCUGUCAGGAUGGCGCAAAAGGUGGAAGAGGAAAUUGAAGGCGACGAUAGGACGGUUGGUGGCCUGGGAUCAGUUUCGGAUGCUACUGCUGGGUUUGCUGGGCUUGGUAGCUGGAGUAGUAAAGGCGAUGAGGAGGAGUCAGAUACAGGGCCUCGCCUUGGUCUAGGAAGGAAGCCCUUAAGCUCCAGAAAGUUCACUCGCGCAGGCUUGGGAGCAGGGUCUCAGAACAAUUCCGGAACAUCUACCCCACGGUCGUUGGAUGCGCAUGUAGGAUUGGGGUUCAAAGCUUCGGCAAUAUCACGAAUGGGUCCUACUGAGUCGCCGCCACCCGAAUCGCCGACAGGGCAGCAGUACUCAACGCCGCUGGGACGAGGGUUCGUUUCAUCUUUCACUGCUGCCUCUGUGGGAAUGCCUUCGUUAGAUCCCGAAUUUCCAGUAUCGCAAUCUGAGAACAUAGUCCCUCGACCCUCCUUCUUUACCUCUGAACCUUCACGGGGAAAGGGAGGAGGUCGUGCAAACGACACCUCGCAGCCGAAAGCCAACCCUGAAAGUUUCGCCGCGAGGAUGAUGGCAAAGAUGGGUUAUGUUGAAGGUCAGGGUCUUGGGAAGAAGGGGGAGGGUAUAUUGGCUCCUAUAGAGGUUAAGCUUCGACCACAAGGUGUAGGUGUGGGGGCAAUUAGGGAAAAGACCGAUCAAGCAAGAAAGGAGGCCAAGCGAGCUGCUGCGUUGAGAGGAGAGGUCAUUUCUGAUAGCGAAGAUGAGGAAAGGAAAAAAAAGGCAAAGAGAAAGGCAGGAAGCGGUUCAAUGGGCAGUACGCCUGGUGGAACUCCUCUCAGGGCUAGAAAGGAGAGAACAAAGUUCAGAACUGUAGAGGAGAUAUCGGCUGCUGCAAAAGGGUUGGACGUGCCGUCAGUUCUAAAAAAUAUAAUCGACUUUACUGGGAAAGAGAGGAAAUUGUUGACAUCUAGCUCUGGGGUCAUGUCUAAAGAUCCUUCUGUUGAAGACGAAUCGUUUAAGAUUGCUAGAAUGGCUCGAAAGGAUCUCGAGAGUUUUGCAGGGGAAUGGGCGAGCCUGCAAGACCGGAAGACCUAUAUUAAUAAAGAGGAGAGAAGGUUGAAUUUGGAGAUGGAUGAGGAAACAAAGCAGAUCGGAAGAUUAAAGGACAUGGUGGAUAUGGCGAAGAGUCUUCAGAGCCUCACUUUGAAUAUCGAAGACCCAAAGGCUUCUAUCGAAGCAAUCGUAACGCAGCUAGAGGUACUGCAACUUGAGUACCAGAACGAGAUAGAAGACCACGACUUGACCGGAGUAGCAGUCGCGGCACUGCACCCACUUUUCAAACGGGAGCUUUCCAGGUGGUCCCCUCUUAAAGAUCCGUUCCUGUUAUUUGAGAGCUUCCGCAGGCUUCGUCGUAUACUCCAUAUACGAUCAAAGGAAGACGUCGAAGCAGAGUACGCUAAAAAAGGUUUCGUAGAGCGAAGCAAGUCUACAACUCAUUAUGAGAGUAUGAUGUUUUCUCUCUGGCUUCCGAAAGUGCGAUCAGCUAUCAACAACGAUUGGAAUGUACAUAAACCUGCACCAGUACUAAAAGUAUUGGAUGUUUGGACUUCUCUUCUUCCAUCUUUUAUUCAUGCCAACAUCCUCGACCAACUGGUGUUACCCAAACUCCGUGCGGCAGUUGCCGAUUGGAACCCCCGCGUGAGCAAAGGGAAUAAGGCUCGCCAGCCUCCCCAUCUAUGGGUCUUUCAGUGGCUGCCACAUUUGGGUCCUCAUAUGGAUGAUCUCCUCCGUGAGGUCAGGAGGGGAUUCGGGAUCGUUCUGGAUACUUGGGAUGUUUCCAGGGGGACAGUCGAAGGUUUAGAAGCAUGGAAAGAAGUCUUCGGUCCUAGUCAGCUCGAGGAUUUGCUAAUCCGCCACCUACUACCCCGACUUGCGUUAAGAUUGAGAGACGAUUUCGACGUCAAUCCCGGAGACCAGGUCCUCGAACCCUUGGAGGACGUUUUCAAGUGGAUUCCUUUCUUCAGAAUCUCCACUUUCGCCCAACUCGUCGAAGCCGAAUUUUUCCCCAAGUGGCUGAAUGUAUUAUACCAGUGGCUGACUGCCGAGCCCAUUUUCACGGAAAUUCAGGAGUGGUAUAUGUUCUGGCAGGAUGUCUUCCCGGAGGGACUGAGAAGCGCUCCCGCGAUCAGAAGUGGCUUCAAGAAGGGUCUCGAUAUGAUGAACAACGCUUUGGACUUGGGCCAAGAUGCCCCCAUCAAACUUGCGCCCCCUCCUGUGGAACCCCUACGACCGACAAAACCGGAGGCCAUUGCACCAAAGUCUGUACCUGUCAAAGCGAACAACACCCCUGUACCGGUCGGAGCGACCUUUAGAGACGCGGUGGAGGACUGGUGCGCUGAUCACAAUCUUCUCCUUAUCCCCUUACGUAAAGCCCAUGAAGCAAGCGGCAGACCUAUGUUCAGAAUGACAGCAAGCGCCAGCGGGAGCGGAGGCUCGGUGGUGUACUUUCAAGGGGACGUGGUGUGGGCACAGGAUAAAAAGAAUAGGGAGCUAUGGGAGCCAUUGGGACUAGAGGAGUUGUUGGAGAGGAUAGAAGGGAGUAUGAGGUAA